GUAGUUUCCCCUUUUCUCAAACCAGUUUUGCUCCUGGAGUGAUCUUUGCUUUAGUCAGAAUAUGAAGGGAGGCUGCAUCCAAGACAAGUUUUCCCAGACAGGCCACAGAUGAGUUUUGCUAGACCAGGAGAGGAAACAAGGAGGCUUCUGACUACAAAGGCUCAGACAGGACAACCCUGCUCACUAAUACCUGUCGCUCCCCAGCAUGUUGGAAGAAGAUAAUGAUGAGACAUGUUGGAAUAACCUGGAGAGCUUCCGGGUGAAGCUGAUCUCCGUGAUCGAUCCCUCCCGUAUCACGCCCUACCUCCGCCAGUGCAAGGUGAUCAGCCACGAUGAUGAGGAGCAAGUUCUUAACGACCCCAGCCUGGUCAUGCGCAAGCGGAAGGCAGGCGUUCUUUUGGACAUUCUUCAGCGAACAGGACACAAGGGCUUUGAGGCGUUUCUGGAGAGUCUUGAGCUUUAUUAUCCACAACUGUAUAAGAAGAUAACUGGCAAGGAGCCCAGCAGGGUUUUCUCUAUGAUUAUAGACACUGCUGGGGAGUCUGGGCUGAGCCAGCUGCUGAUGAACGAGAUCAUGAAGCUGCAGAGCACGGUGCAGGAGGAGCGGCGGAAGGCCCAGGAGCUCAGCGUGUGGCUGCAGACCAAAGAGGACACGAUCAGAGAGAUGUGGGUGAGGGACAGCCUGCUCCGCAAGCACCAGGAGCGGGCACAGAAGAUGAAGGAGGAAAGGGACAGCCUGAGCAAGGAGCUGAGGAAGUGCAAGGAUGAGAACUACAACCUGGCAAUGAGCUUUGCCAGACAGAGCGAGGAGAAGAGCGCUGCCCUCAUGAAGAACCGGGACCUCAUCCUAGAGAUCGAUCACUUGAAGCACAGCCUCAUGAAGGCUGAGGAUGACUGCAAGCUGGAGCGGAAGCACACGAUGAAACUGAAGCACGCCAUUGAGCAGCGUCCCAGCCAUGAGGUGAUGUGGGAGAUCCAGCAGGAGAAGGAGUUGCUCUUGGCCAAGAAUCAGGAGCUGGAGAACACUCUCCAGCAGGUUGCCAGGGAACAGAAUUUGGAGAAGAGCCUCUCCAGUGAGACCUUGGAGAAUGACUGUAGCCAGAUCCUAGAAGAACGGCGGGAGCUGAUGAACACCAUCUACAGCCUCCGCAGGGAGCUGCGCCGAGCAGAGGUGCUCCAAGACAAGUAUGCAGAGGAAAAAGAGAUGCUUGAGCUACAGUGCACAUCUCUGAGGAAGGAUUCUCAGAUGUAUAAAAAACGGAUUGAAGCUGUCCUGCAGCAGAUGGAAGAGGUGGCUUCAGAAAGAGACCAGGCACUCCUGACCCGAGAACAGUUCUACAUGCAGUACUCCAAGAACCUGGUGGAGAGGGACACCUACCGCAAGCAGAUUCGGGAGCUGGGGGAGCGAUGUGACGAAAUGCAACUGCAGCUCUUCCAAAAGGAGAGCCAGUUACUGGCUACUGAGUCCAAGCUGAAGAGGUUGCAACUGGAGCUCCCCACACCGACCUCUGACCUGGAUGAUACCUCUUCCAGAGAUUCCCAGGAACUUACCCUUCACAGCCAUCUAGAUGAAGAUACACAGCAGACUAAAAAAGAUCCCCCUGAAGGACAAAACCAGCAAUUCAGCACUCAAGAGAGCAGUCUGCCUCCAAAGUCACCCAGUUUCAAGGAGUGUGGCUUAGCCAACGAGGAGCUGGCAGAGAAGGAGCGGAGGAGGAUGAAGGACUGCUUUGAGCGCUACCGAAGGUCUGGGCUCUAAUCUUACCUUCAGAGGUCCAUGCUUCUGGCUGAACUGGUUGAGGCUCCUGCUUUAGUACCAGAGGAAGCCAAGAUAGCAACACUGCUGACAUUAACCAAGCUCCCGUGACUCUGAAUGGGAGCAGUUUCCACCCUCUGUCCUCUUCAAAUGCUCGUUUGAAGACCUGUUCCUAAACGCCUUCACCAGUCACGGCCUUUAUGGAGCACAAGACAGAUUAAAACCUUGUAGAACAGGGACCUUGGUUCCUGCAUUAGGCAGACACGCUCCUCAUGGCACUACAAACUACUCUUCUGAGUGCUGACAAUAUUGGUUUUAUUUUAAAAAAAGAGUUGGGGUAGGAUUUCUGACAUCAACAACACACCACACUUCAAGAAAUGUAAGAGUGUCUUUACCCAUUUAGACCAAUUCUCUCUACGCUCCGUUUGCUGCCAGCUGCCGCUUAGCUCACAGAAAACGCCUUCUAAAACUGAAAGAUCUAGUCUUGC
Apus apus (common swift) is the source of this 2244-nucleotide messenger RNA. RefSeq names its product caspase recruitment domain family member 9 (gene CARD9). The transcript has 13 exons. The coding region runs from base 206 to 1759 and encodes 517 amino acids. The record is from RefSeq and is a predicted model, not a curated record. Gene Ontology annotation, biological process: regulation of apoptotic process; positive regulation of canonical NF-kappaB signal transduction. Lineage: Eukaryota; Metazoa; Chordata; Aves; Apodiformes; Apodidae.